CGCCGGCUGAUGGGCUACUUCCGGAUCGGGAAGCAGUGACUUGGGACGCUGGCCGGGGAGGUUGUGAACGAGUCCACCGCCCGUGCGCGCGGCAGGCAAUGCUGGGGGUCGGUUCCGGGGAUGGGGAGCGCGACGCGGACGACGACGCGGCAGGGGCGGGCGCUGGGCCCCCGGACAUCGACUUCCCCGCCGAGGGUUCGGACCCCAAGUAUGACGAGUCUGAUGUUCCAGCAGAGCUCCAAGUGUUAAAAGAACCCCUUCAGCAGCCUACUUUUCCUUUUGUAGUGGCAAACCAGCUAUUGCUUGUCUCCCUGCUAGAGCACUUGAGCCAUGUGCAUGAGCCAAAUCCACUUCAUUCAAAACAAGUGUUUAAAUUGCUCUGCCAGACGUUUAUCAAGAUGGGGCUGCUGUCUUCUUUCACCUGUAGUGAUGAGUUUAGCUCACUGCGACUACAUCACAAUAGAGCCAUCACUCAUUUAAUGAGGUCUGCCAAAGAGAGGGUUCGUCAGGAUCCUUGUGAAGAUAAUUCUUACAUGCAAAAAAUCAGAUCUAGGGAGACAGGCUUCGAAGCACAGACAUCACGCUACUUAAAUGAGUUUGAAGAGCUGGCGAUCUUGGGAAAAGGAGGAUAUGGGAGCGUAUACAAGGUCCGGAACAAAUUAGAUGGUCAACAUUAUGCAAUUAAGAAAAUCCUGAUUAAAGGUGCAACUAAAAGAGACUGCAUGAAGGUGCUACGAGAGGUAAAAGUUCUGGCAGGUCUUCAGCAUCCUAAUAUUGUUGGCUAUCACACUGCAUGGAUAGAGCAUGUUCAUGUGGUCAGGCCACAAGCAGACAGAGUUCCCAUUCAGCUGCCCUCUCUUGAAAUGCUGUCAGAGCAGGAAGGGGACAGAGAUCAAUAUGGCAUUAAAGAUAAUGAAAGCAGCUUGUCCAUUAUCUUUGCUGAGCUCACAUCAGAGAAAGAAAAGGCCUUUAGUGAAUCCAACGUUAAAAAUCAGAGUAACAACUUGGUGAGCUACACCACUGAUUUAGUCAUCAGGGACAACAGUGAAUUGGAAUCGUCCCUUGAUCUCCAAGAAAAUAGCUUGGCUGAUAGGUCUGCCAGAUCAGUUGUCAAGCAUCACCUGCUGCCAGGGCAUGACUCGGACCCAGAAGGGAAUUUCUCAUUCACUGAGGAGUCUUCUGAAGACAACUUGAACCUGCUGGGGCAGACAGAGGUCCGGUACCACCUGAUGUUGCACAUCCAGAUGCAGCUGUGUGAACUCUCCCUGUGGGACUGGAUAGCUGAGAGGAACAAUCGGAGCCAGGAGUAUGUGGAUGAAGCUGCCUGUCCUUAUGUUAUGGCCAGUGUUGCAACAAAAAUUUUUCAAGAAUUGGUGGAAGGUGUAUUUUAUAUACAUGACAUGGGCAUUGUCCACAGAGACCUGAAGCCUAGAAAUAUAUUUCUUCAUGGCCCUGACCAGCAAGUGAAAAUAGGAGAUUUUGGUCUGGCCUGCACAGACAUCAUUCAGAACGCAGAUUGGACCAACAGAAGUAGCAAGGGAACACCAACACACACAUCCAGAGUGGGGACCUGUCUGUAUGCAUCACCUGAGCAGUUGGAAGGAUCUGAGUAUGAUGCCAAGUCAGAUAUGUAUAGCUUGGGUGUGAUCCUGCUGGAGCUCUUCCAGCCAUUCCGAACAGAAAUGGAGCGGGCAUCUGUUUUAACUAGUGUAAGGACUGGUCGGAUACCUGACUCCCUCAGUAAAAGGUGUCCGGUGCAAGCCAAGUAUAUCCAGCUCCUAACUGAGAGGAAUGCAUCCCGGAGACUGUCUGCUCUUCAGCUGCUGCAGAGCGAUCUUUUCCAAACACCUGGAAAUGUUAAUCUUGCACUGCAGAUGAAGAUAAUUGAGCAAGAAAAGGAAAUUGAAGAACUAAAGAAGCAACUAAGCCUUCUUUCUCAGGACAAAGGGGUGAAGGGAUGAGAAGGGGGGGGUCUGCCUGUGUAGCCUGAUUAGGCUAUGUCAGUCAUGAAAGUGGACUUAUACUCUUAGAAUAAUAAACUGGAAUGUAAAUUUUCUCUUUA
Molecule: messenger RNA, 2062 nt
Organism: Nannospalax galili (Upper Galilee mountains blind mole rat)
Lineage: Eukaryota; Metazoa; Chordata; Mammalia; Rodentia; Spalacidae
Gene: Eif2ak1
Product: eukaryotic translation initiation factor 2 alpha kinase 1
Exons: 15
Coding region: 99-1961 (620 amino acids)
Biological process (GO): protein phosphorylation
Molecular function (GO): protein kinase activity; ATP binding
Source: RefSeq, a predicted model, not a curated record